This is a messenger RNA of Camellia sinensis, 1920 nucleotides long. RefSeq names its product UDP-glucuronate 4-epimerase 3. The record is from RefSeq and is a predicted model, not a curated record. Lineage: Eukaryota; Viridiplantae; Streptophyta; Magnoliopsida; Ericales; Theaceae.
AAAAUCCCAACUUUCUUGUUUGAACCCAUUACGAAACUUCUACUAUAAGCCAAGCGGAUUCUAAGCCAAAACCCUUCCCCACCCCAAUUUAAACUCCACAUUAUACAUAUCCAUCCAUCUUCUUUUGUUUUUCCCUUUUAUAUUAUUCACAAAUUCUACAAUCAUCGAAAAGAGUAAAAAAAUUAGGGUUUUGAUCUCACAAUACCAGUCCCCAACUUCCUCCAAAUGACUACCCUCUCACACAUCGACAACAUUGCUUCGAUUACCGCCGGAAAGUUCAAACCGGACAAAUCUCCACCGUACAUUAAUCGUCUCCGGUACCACUCCUCUCUCCCAAAGCUCACCCUCUGGUCCUUCCUCUUCCUGGCCUUCAUCUUCCUCUUCUUCUUCUUCUCUCCGCCGUCAUCGCCGCCGCCAACCCCCUCCGCCGCCACUCGCCACACCGUCCGCAACAUUUCCUGGGGCGGCGCGGUCUGGGAGCGGCGCGUUCGCUCCUCGGCUCGCGUUCGCUCCCGGGCUGGCCUCUCCGUUCUUGUCACUGGCGCGGCUGGCUUCGUCGGCUCGCACGUCUCCAUCGCGCUCAAGCGGCGCGGCGAUGGAGUUCUAGGGCUUGACAAUUUCAACUCUUAUUACGAUACUGGCCUCAAGAUGUCCCGCAAAGUGUUGCUUGAUCGAGUCGGAGUGUUCGUUGUCGAUGGCGACAUUAACGAUGCAGAUCUUCUUCGCAAGCUCUUCGAUGUCGUGCCUUUUACUCACGUAAUGCAUCUCGCAGCUCAGGCUGGUGUCAGAUACGCAAUGCAAAACCCUAGUUCGUAUAUUCGCAGCAACGUUGCUGGGUUUGUGAAUCUUCUUGAAGUUUGUAAAUCUGUGAAUCCACAACCUUCGAUUGUAUGGGCUUCUUCGAGUUCGGUUUAUGGACUCAAUUCGAAAGUACCCUUUUCUGAAAAAGACCGCACGGACCGCCCUGCGAGUCUCUACGCCGCCACCAAGAAGGCAGGCGAAGCAAUUGCUCAUACUUAUAAUCAUAUUCAUGGUUUAUCGCUUACUGGGUUGAGGUUUUUCACUGUUUACGGGCCUUGGGGUAGGCCCGAUAUGGCGUAUUUCUUCUUCACAAGAGAUAUUCUCAAAGGGAAGCAAAUUACUAUAUUUGAAGGUCCUGAUCACACUACUGUUGCAAGAGAUUUCACCUACAUUGAUGACAUAGUUAGGGGUUGUUUGUCAGCUUUGGAUACUGCGAAAAAGAGUACCGGUAGUGGUGGGAAGAAGAAAGGUGCGGCACAAUUCCGGAUUUUCAAUUUGGGGAACACUUCGCCCAUCCCCGUGGGGAAGCUUGUGAGUAUAUUGGAGAAGCUUUUGAAGGUGAAAGCUAAAAAAAAGGUGUUGCCUUUGCCGAGCAAUGGAGAUGUGCAAUUCACACAUGCGAAUAUAAGCUUGGCUCGUAAGGAGCUUGGGUAUAAGCCUAGCAUUGAUUUGGAGACAGGUUUGAAGAAGUUUGUUAAGUGGUAUCUCACUUACUAUGAUCCUAAGAAGAAGAAUGCUUGGUGAAUCUGAUUUAUCAGGUUCUGCAACAAUCUUUUGAAUUCUGUUUCGUUUUGGUUGAUCUUGAUGUUGCCAAUUUCAGUGAUCAAUGCCAAUUUCAAGUUCUCUUCUUCCCCAUGAAACAGUAGUACAUGGAGGACUUAUGGGUAGUGUUGUUGAUUGCCCUGCAUUCGUUUUUUGCAGGGCAUUCCUCUGUACGAACUCAGUAGGAGAAGCCCUUCAUUGCUUUACUGCAUAUUGUUUUGUUAAGGGUCUCAUUUGUAGCUUAGGAAUUGUACAGGCCAUGACUGAUAGAUGGCAAACAUGUCUGAUUGGUGCACACUUUUCAUUAUCUUUAGGGGAUCUAAAUAAAGUAUCAUUUGCUAUAUUCGGCCUUUCAUA